Molecule: messenger RNA, 366 nt
Organism: Staurois parvus
Lineage: Eukaryota; Metazoa; Chordata; Amphibia; Anura; Ranidae
Source: the annotation of a GenBank genome assembly
AGAGGAGUGUGGAGGUAUGACAGUGAUCGGUAUGUACAGGAGAGGAGUGUGGAGGUAUGACAGUGAUCGGUAUGUACAGGAGAGGAGUGUGGAGGUAUGACAGUGAUCGGUAUGUACAGGAGAGGAGUGUGGAGGUAUGACAGUGAUCGGUAUGUACAGGAGAGGAGUGUGGAGGUAUGACAGUGAUCGGUAUGUACAGGAGAGGAGUGUGGGGGGUAUGACAGUGAUCGGUAUGUACAGGAGAGGAGUGUGGAGUAUGACAGUGAUCGGUAUGUACAGGAGAGGAGUGUGGGAGGUAUGACAGUGAUCGGUAUGUACAGGAGAGGAGUGUGGAGGUAUGACAGUGAUCGGUAUGUACAGGAGAGG